Messenger RNA from Panicum virgatum (switchgrass), 2511 nucleotides. RefSeq lists its product as uncharacterized. Lineage: Eukaryota; Viridiplantae; Streptophyta; Magnoliopsida; Poales; Poaceae. The record is from RefSeq and is a predicted model, not a curated record. The transcript has 3 exons. Bases 1648 to 2238 code for a protein of 196 amino acids.
UAUGGCCCAAAAGGGGGAGGCCGAGCCCGUGGCGUGCAGAGCGGGUGUUUGAUUUACUUGGCCCGGAUUGGGAGCCUGGCCUGCGGCGUGCAAAAUUCCUUCUCUCUCCUGGCUCUGGCCAUACGCUCUAGGUUUUCGUUUCUCCUCGGCCAUGCUCUUGCGGCGCUCGCGCUGGCGAUUCGCGGCGGCUGCGCGCGGCUCUGGCGGGCUCGCGCGGGAAGAGGGAAACUUCCGCGCGCUCCCUUCCCCGCCGAAAUCCAUGGCCUAUAUGAACCCCCCUUCUCCCUCUCUCUGCUCUUCUCCUCCUCUCCACACUCCACUCCCGUUGAGGUACUGUCGUCGAGGUGAGCUCCAUUGCCGGCGCGUCGGUUGCGUUCCGCGGGGUUCGUCUCCGUUCUCCCGGUGUGGAUCUGCGUCCAGGCGGCGCGGCUCCCUCUGUUGGCGGGCUCCGGCGAGGCGGGCUUCUUCCUUCUUCUUCUUCUCCGGCGAGGCGGUGUUUCUGUUCGUGGAUCUUGCGUCUCUUGUGCUUCGUCGUCCAGAUCUGCUCCUUCCUCCCCACCACCUUCCGAUUUGAGCAGCAUCUGCACCCCUCCGACUCACCCGAGGUGAAAUCGGUUUUUCCCCCAAUCUUCUCGGUCUACUUUUAAUGUUUGCCUCGGAUCUCUAUAUUUUUUGUUGAUGUUUACUAUACUCAUGGUCAAUCCUGCCUAUUGUCGUCCAUGGUUACUUGUUCUUACUGUUGGUACUUCGUUGAUUUGUUUCAUAGUGUUACUAUUCUUGUCGAUGUUCAUGUUUUGUUGGUACUGGGAGAUGAAUGGUCGAUGAUGAAUAGCUUAUGUGGCACAGGGAGGCAUUUUUUAUGCGGGCCGUGCCUUUUUGUGAAUGCUUCCACUACCAUGCAGAGGCCAGCCAGGGUCUACCUAAAUUACUUAUACAUUUGUGAAUGAAUGUAGAUGGAUGCAAAUGCACAACAUGCUUUGAUGGCUAGGCAAGCAGCUGGGAUGGUUGUUGUGAUGGUGACCUUUGUAGUAAAUAGGCUUAGAAGGAUUAGUGGAGAAGAGGUAAUCCCUUAUGGCCCUAGGACUCAUGCUGAGAGGCAUAGGCAGAGCACACUGCAAUUGAUGUACAAUUACAACGAUGUUGAAUGCGUUGCAAUGCUGCGCAUGAGAAGAGUCCCUUUUUUUUCUUUAUGUAACCUGCUCAGAAAUAGAGGCCUUGUACCUGAGACAGUAGGGUGUCCUGUGGAAGAGCAGGUGGCAAUGUUUUUGCAUGUGGUUGGUCACAACCAGAGAUUUAGGGUAGUGCACCAAUCUUUUAGGAGGUCCAUUGAGACGGUGGGUAGAGUGUUUCACCAAGUGUUGUAUGCAAUUGGUGAGUUAAGGGCUGACAUGAUGAAGCCUCCUUCCACUGCCACACAUCCAAAGAUUUUGGGGAGCCACAGAUGGUUUCCUUUUUUGAAGAAUUGCAUUGGUGCCAUUGAUGGCACACAUGUGUUGGCAAGGGUGCCUAGACACAUGCAACAAGCUUUCAGGGGUAGACACAAGCAUCCAAUACAAAAUGUGAUGGCUGCAGUGAGCUUUGACCUAAAGUUUACAUAUGUUCUUGCUGGCUGGGAGGGCUCAGCCCAUGAUGCACUAAUCCUGGCUGAUGCCAUUGAGAGAAAUGAUGGCUUCACUGUCCCUGCAGGACCACCCGAAGGAUGCUGAAUACCUCAACACCCCCAUCAGGUUCUACAAAGAGAUGGAGGCUCUCUUUGGUAGCACUUUGGCAACUGGUAGGUUUGCCUUAGGGUCCAAUGAACCAUUGGGGGUGAACAAUGCAGACAGUGUGGCUGCUAAGCUUGAGGGGCAGGACUUCUCUUGUGGUACUUCUGAGUUUGGGGAGGGCAGCAAGGCCACAGCACCUGUGUUUGGGGAGGGCAGCAAGGACAACAUUGUAGGGGCUAAGAGGAAGAGGGCCAACUUUAGUGAGGAAGAUAUGCUUAUGAUGACCAACAUGACAGAUGCUGUCAACAAUGUUGCCAAUGCUAUGCUGAAAACAGGUGCUGCACAUGUCGAUCCAGACCUCUACCUUGCUGUCAUGGAGAUGGAGAUGUCUGACUUCUCCACUGAGGCCUUGAUUGUUGCCUACACCCAUCUCCUUGAGAACAAGGCUGUUGCAACUGGUUUUGUCAACAUGUCCACCCCCCAUAGGGCCAUAUGGCUGAGGACCUACCUGGCCAAGCACUACUAUUUGUAGUUCUGUCCAUGUUGUGCAGACAGCACUUAGAGGGAGUUGACUGUUGAGAAGUAUAGUUCCUCCACCUCCCUCCCCCACUCUCUUCUCUUUUGGGUUCCAUUUUGGCUAGAAACUGUGCAUGGUAGAUGGCUGACCAGCACCUGUUCUUUUGGGUUUAAUUAGCAGGAGGGUGGCUAACUAAGGAUAGUGUACUUAUAUUUCAACUUGUAUUCAAAUGCAGCCUCUGUUGGUUUGCUGUUGCACUGAUAUGAAGUUGUAUGCUAUUACGAUCCA